CCAAAAGCCACAGAAGGAAAGAGACGACGUCAGUCGCUUGGCUUCCUGCUUGUCACUUGACUGCGAAAAGGCCGGAAAUUAAGCUUUAACCUUUGCGCUCUUUCAUCCACUUCUUAGCACUUUUUUUUCCAUUCCCAAAAUGUCAAAGAACGUCAUGUCCGCCCGCUUCAGGCGAGUGGACGUGGAUGAGUACGACGAGAACAAAUUUGUGGACGAGGAGGACGGAGGGGAGAACCAGCUGGGUCCCGACGAGGCGGAGGUGGACUCCCUCAUCAGACAAGGAGACAACAUGGCAGCUCUACACGCCGUCCUCAAGAACCCCCCCAUCAACACCAAGAACCAGAACGUCAAGGACCGCGCGGAGGGUCUGGUGCUGAAGGUGCUCAGCGCCUUUAAGAACAGUGACAUUGAGAAAGGAGUUCAGUCUCUGGACAAGAACGGCGUGGACCUGCUGAUGAAGUAUAUCUACAAAGGGUUUGAGAGGCCAUCAGAAAACAGCAGCGCUGUCCUCUUGCAGUGGCAUGAAAAGGCGCUGGCCGCCGGAGGAGUGGGCAGUAUUGUACGAGUGCUGACGGCCAGGAAGACGGUUUAAAUGUGGAGCACAUGUUUGACAGACAGACACACGCACACACACAAUGUAACAGAUGGCAUACAAGGAAAAUCAGUUGAGUAGCGCCGAUGGGAUUGUGUGCGAUCAAAUUGCUAGAGAAAAUCUUUGCUGGGUUCUAAAAGAAUUUGGCACAUUUAUCUUUGUGCACAGUCAUGUUUGUUACUAAGUGCACACACGCAUUCUCUGUUUCUGUCUUAAAGUGCUUCAGAUGGAACUAAUGACCCUAGGGAAUUUUUUUUUUUUUUUAAAUAAGGAAUAUUUUCUGGUCAUGACCAAAUCCCAACUUCAUUCAAAAAUUGAAAAUGUUUUUGAGCAAAAUCAGUCAUUUUUGUUUAAUGAGACCAACAAUAGGUGAUACAUAUUUGGUCUGUGUGUUUAUGCACGGACAUCAAUUUAAAAAAAAAAAAAGAAAUGACUCUUGCCUCCAGGUUUUCUGUACCUGUCCUUUUGCAUCUUUAGUGUGCACUGUCCCUAAAUUCCAAUAUAAUGCACAUUGAUUUGUCAUUAUCCCAAACAUUUUGUAUAACCAGAUGAAACCUGUUCAGGUUUUGUCUGCCUUACGAGGUAGAGCUCAUCUGUUGCCAAAUAAAACAAUUAGAUUACUUGUGAGUUCAUAGGAAUGACUUAGAUGCCCUUGUGUAAUGGAGAACAAAAAAUAACGGUGUAAGAGCAGCAACCUUUUUCAUAAACAACUCGUUUCCUUGGCGCUUUUUUAUUUCCCUGCUUAUUUCAGAUCACGCGUGGGUGAAGUUUGCUCAUUGUUUCACCAAAGCUUCACAACAUUUGACUUUAUUUUCAUUCUCAGAAAUGGAGUCAUAAAGGUUCAAUCUUGAUAUCUGCUUCUGCAUCCUCAGAUGCUCGAUGUAUUUUCUAAUGCAGUAUAGGCUGUUUUGACAUGACCAGAAGAACUGUACAAUUGUCUUCUGCUUCAUGUAUUUCUAGUUGCAGGGUAAGGAGUCAAGGAAACAUACCAAACUGAUGUACAAAAAAAAAAAAACUGCCUUACGACAUAUUCCUUUUUUAUGUUUGUGCUUUUUUUGACAAAAAACAAAACAAUAAAUGGUAUGAAUGCUGGUUGAA
Syngnathus typhle (broad-nosed pipefish) is the source of this 1690-nucleotide messenger RNA. It is a transcript of the gene arpc5b, whose product is annotated as actin related protein 2/3 complex, subunit 5B. Gene Ontology annotation, biological process: regulation of actin filament polymerization; cell migration; Arp2/3 complex-mediated actin nucleation. The coding region runs from base 140 to 592 and encodes 150 amino acids. Gene Ontology annotation, molecular function: actin filament binding. The record is from RefSeq and is a predicted model, not a curated record. NCBI's taxonomy places the organism in Eukaryota, Metazoa, Chordata, Actinopteri, Syngnathiformes, Syngnathidae. The transcript has 4 exons. Gene Ontology annotation, cellular component: Arp2/3 protein complex; actin cytoskeleton; cytoplasm.